CUCUGGGACCGAUAAAAGGUGCUCUAAAUUCAGAGAGCGACUAUAGUCCUCCUCGGCACAUAACAAUUUGAAAGAAGAGCAAAAAAAACAAGGUUUUUUACAGCAAAAUGAAGUUUCUUCUCCUCACAACAUUUGUAGCAACCGUCUGCUAUGUCAGUGCAGGCAAGAAACAGAGGAUGCUGGCCGCUAUGAACGGUAUGAACGGAGGGAUGAACGGAGGGAUGAACGGAGGGAUGAAUGGAGGGAUGAUGGGAGGUAUGAACGGAGGAAUGCCAAAUGGAGUGAACCCUGGGAUGAUGGGUGGAGGCCUGAACACACGCAUGGUAGCUGGUGGUGGGGCCGGUUUCAUCGGGCAGCCGCAGUUUGCUCAGUUUGUUCCCGGACUUCCUCCUUUUGCUGCACCGGCGCCCUUUCCUAAUAUGUUCGCUGCCCCUGCAGUCAACGGGUUUCCUUUCAUGGGAGUCCCUCAGAUGGCACAAAUGAAUCCUCAGCAGCCUCUGAUGGGGCUCACCGGCGGUGCCAUGCAGCAACAGCAGCUUCCUCUUCAGCCUGAUCCAUUCAGAAGAUUCAAGCGUCAGAUUAUGAAACAGGACAACACCUUAAAGACCACUGUGGAUACUCAGAUUCAGGCUCCCACUGAAACCGCAACAACAAUCCCCUGUGACGACGAAGAUCAUCAUGAGGAUAAUUAAGAUGUUAACUUUUAAUCAAAUAUGCAAAAAUGAUCAAAGUGAUAAUGAAACCCUGACUUUGUCUAUCACCAAUGA
Sebastes umbrosus (honeycomb rockfish) is the source of this 767-nucleotide messenger RNA. It is a transcript of the gene scpp9, whose product is annotated as secretory calcium-binding phosphoprotein 9. Lineage: Eukaryota; Metazoa; Chordata; Actinopteri; Perciformes; Sebastidae. The record is from RefSeq and is a predicted model, not a curated record. Bases 108 to 692 code for a protein of 194 amino acids. The transcript has 9 exons.